Molecule: messenger RNA, 192 nt
Organism: Coccidioides posadasii C735 delta SOWgp
Lineage: Eukaryota; Fungi; Ascomycota; Eurotiomycetes; Onygenales; Onygenaceae
Source: RefSeq, a predicted model, not a curated record
AUGGUUUCGAGAUCAAAGCUAGUCCACCCAACCUCGAGGAUUUGCGCGUCACGCUGGCGCGGCAUUGAGUGGAGAUCGUAUGGAACCGAUGGAACCGUUGGCCAGCCAAGAAGCUGUGAAUACAUACUCCCUGCGGAGGUCGGAGGAGACAUCGGAUCUAAGCUGAUUAACUACCUAAUUAGAGAGCAAUGA